AUUUCGUUAAUACGAAACCUGACAUCUUUGCUAGGUAGAGCUGAAUACUUUUUUGUUAAAAAAUAUAAAUUUUGUUAAAUAUUGAGCACAUAAGUGAUUAAAAUUAAAAUUUUCUAAUCAAAAAAACUAAUUUAAUCGAUGUGAGUUAGAAAUUUGUAUGUGAGGAUACCUUUUAAAUAAAAUUUAAACUUUAAAAAUCCAGGUGGUUGCGAUUGUAUUGUUCCAGGAAAUUUGUCGAACUUUAUGAAAAUAUUUUUGCAGUAAACUUUUAAGCGUUAUAAUACUAAACAUUCAUAAGUAUCAAAAUUUAUUCCAAGAGAAAGGAACGAUAUUUCUUUUACAAAAAAAUGGCGGUAAUGUUAACGACAGAAGAAGCUAGCAAAUUGUUAGACUUCUCGGAGAAACUAGAUAUCGGUCUUUUGGAUAAAAUUGUUGAAUGUCUCUACAGUUCACAAGGGGAACAACUACGUUUAGCACAAGAUAUUCUUACAACGCUCAAAGAACACCCAGAUGCCUGGACUAGAGUCGAUAGUAUAUUAGAGUAUUCACAAAAUCAGCAAACAAAGUUUUAUGCUCUGCAAAUUUUGGAAGAAGUAAUCAAAACACGUUGGAAAAUUUUGCCCAGAAACCAAUGUGAAGGCAUCAAAAAAUAUGUUGUUGGCCUUAUUAUAAAAACAUCAUCCGAUCAGGAUACCAUGGAAGCCAAUAAGGUUUACUUAAAUAAGUUAAAUAUGAUUUUGGUGCAAAUUUUGAAAAGAGAAUGGCCCAAAAAUUGGAACACCUUCAUCUGCGAUAUAGUUGGAGCUUCUAAAACGAACGAGAGCCUCUGUAAAAACAAUAUGGUUAUAUUAAAAAAUUUGAGUGAAGAAGUGUUUGAUUUUUGUGGCGGACAGAUAACUCAGACAAAAGCGAAGCAUUUAAAGGAUGCUAUGUGUCAAGAAUUUUCCGAAAUAUUUCAACUAUGUUCAUUCGUCCUUGAAAGUUCUAUGAAUGCGCCAUUGAUUGCGGUUACCCUAGAUACUCUGUUGAGGUUCCUCAAUUGGAUUCCUCUGGGGUAUAUUUUCGAAACAAAGCUGGUAGAAACACUUAUUUUUAAAUUUCUUAGUGUCCCCAUGUUUCGUAAUGUAACACUUAAAUGCUUAGCAGAAAUCUCUGGCCUUAUAGUGCCUAAUUAUAACUCCAAUUUUAUAAAACUCUUCAAAGACACGAUGGAACAAUUGGAUCAAAUGAUUGGACAGAAUACUAAUAUGAAUCACAUAUAUGCCAACGGUUGUGACAUGGAACAAGAGUUCGUUCAAAAUUUGGCCAUGUUCUUAUGUACUUUUCUUAAAGAACACGGAAAACUCGUUGAAGAUGUUAAAUAUAUUGAUUAUUUGAAUAAGGCUCUACUUUACUUGGUUAUGAUAUCGGAAGUGGAAGAUGUGGAAAUCUUUAAAAUCUGUCUCGAAUACUGGAACAAUCUUGUAGAAGAUCUAUACAAUUCAGAUAGUAAUAAUGCAGUUCACAUACAAACCGAUGUGGUUUCUUUACUACCGAAAAGAAGUUCAUUCUCACGUCGCCGAUUUUAUGGAACUAUUUUAUCCAAAGUUCGUUUUAUUAUGAUUUCUCGUAUGGCAAAACCAGAAGAAGUGCUUGUUGUUGAAAAUGAGAAUGGCGAAGUUGUUCGGGAAUUCAUGAAAGAUACAAAUGCUAUUAAUUUGUAUAAAACCAUGCGCGAAACACUGGUAUUUUUAACCCAUUUGGAUUAUGCAGACACGGAGCGCAUUAUGACCCUGAAGCUCUUAAACCAAGUAAAUGGAACUGAAUUCUCCUGGAAGAAUUUAAAUACACUUUGCUGGGCAAUUGGAUCAAUUUCAGGUGCUUUCAAUGAAGAAGAUGAAAAACGGUUUUUGGUCACCGUCAUCAAAGAUUUACUGGGCCUUUGCGAACAAAAAAAAGGCAAAGAUAAUAAAGCAAUAAUUGCCUCCAAUAUUAUGUACGUUGUUGGACAAUAUCCGAGAUUCUUGCGGGCCCAUUGGAAGUUUUUAAAAACUGUGGUGAAUAAAUUGUUUGAGUUCAUGCACGAGACACACGAUGGCGUUCAGGAUAUGGCCUGUGAUACAUUCAUAAAAAUAGCAAUCAAAUGCAGAAGGCACUUUGUAACAAUUCAACCAAACGAAGCAUGUACUUUUAUCGAUGAAAUCUUGAGUACAAUGAGUUCGAUUAUAUGUGACUUGCAACCGCAGCAGGUGCAUACAUUUUAUGAAGCUGUGGGUCAUAUGAUUGCUACGAGCACAGACCAAGUUCAGCAAGAUGCAUUAAUUGAAAAGUAUAUGUUAUUGCCCAACCAAGUUUGGGAUGACAUUAUUUCGAGAGCGUCUAAAAACGUUGACUUUUUGAAAAAUAUGUCUGCAGUUAAACAACUGGGAAGCAUUUUAAAAACAAAUGUUGCUGCCUGUAAAGCUCUUGGGCAUGCUUACGUUAUACAACUUGGAAGGAUUUACUUAGACAUGUUAAAUGUUUAUAAAAUAACAUCUGAAAAUAUUAUUCAGGCUAUUGCUCUUAACGGAAUAAAUGUAAAUAACCAGCCGCUCAUCAAAGCCAUGCACGUAGUUAAGAAGGAGACCCUUAAUUUGAUUUCGGAGUGGGUACUGCGUUCGAAUGAUAACCAAAUGGUCAUGGAAAACUUUAUUCCUCCGCUUCUUAGUGCGGUGCUUCUGGAUUACCAGCGUUGUAAAAUCCCAGCAGCUCGUGAGCCAAAAGUUCUUAGUACAAUGGCUGUUAUAGUGUGCAAGUUAAAGGCCCACAUCACAAAUGAAGUACCAAAAAUUUUCGAUGCUGUUUUUGAGUGCACCCUUGACAUGAUCAACAAAAACUUCGAAGAUCAUCCUCAGCAUAGAAUUAGUUUCUAUGAACUUCUCCAGGCAACAAAUGCCCAUUGUUUUAAGGCAUUUUUGAAUAUACCACCAGCCCAGUUUAAACUUGUGUUUGAUUCUGUUGUUUGGGCCUUUAAACAUACAAUGCGAAACGUUGCUGAUAUGGGCUUAUAUAUUUUAUUCAAGAUGUUACAAAACUUGGAACAGCAUCCCCAGGCAGCACAAAGUUUUUAUCAAACCUAUUUUACGGAUAUUUUAAUGCAAAUAUUUUCUGUUGUAACUGAUACUUCUCAUACAGCGGGAUUAGCUAUUCAUGCAACAAUUUUAGCAUACAUGUUCUCCCUGGUAGAAAAUAAUAAAAUAACCGUCAAUCUUGGCCCAAUACCAGACAAUAUAAUAUUCGUCCAGGAAUAUGUGGCCUCACUUCUGAAAUCCGCAUUUAACCAUUUAACUGAUCAACAAAUCAAAGUGUUUGUAACCGGCUUGUUUAAUUUAGAUGAAAAUGUUCCUGCUUUUAAAGAACAUCUAAGAGAUUUCUUAAUUCAAAUCCGGGAAGUAACUGGCGAAGACGACUCCGAUUUAUAUUUGGAGGAACGCGAGGCUGCUCUACGUGAGGAACAAGCUAGCAAAAGACAAAUGCAGCGCGCUGUGCCUGGAAUGUUAAACCCGCACGAACUGCCAGAAGAUAUGCAGGAUGAAUAAGUUAUUUAAUUGUAUUUUAGUUCUUGAGAAAAAAAAAUGUUGAGAUUGAAUAACUGUCGAAGUAUGAAUGUAAUAUAUAUUGGAAUAAAUUUUAUUCAAAAUA
Messenger RNA from Eupeodes corollae, 3660 nucleotides. It is a transcript of the gene emb, whose product is annotated as exportin-1. The record is from RefSeq and is a predicted model, not a curated record. Gene Ontology annotation, cellular component: cytoplasm; nucleus. The transcript has 7 exons. Lineage: Eukaryota; Metazoa; Arthropoda; Insecta; Diptera; Syrphidae. The coding region runs from base 348 to 3557 and encodes 1069 amino acids. Gene Ontology annotation, biological process: ribosomal small subunit export from nucleus; protein export from nucleus; ribosomal large subunit export from nucleus. Gene Ontology annotation, molecular function: nuclear export signal receptor activity; small GTPase binding.